UCAAACUACAUUAACCGCUAAGCGCCAGGGCGAAAGCUCCCCUCGAUGCUUGCUGGGAUCCCGCUGGGGAAGGCCCUCCCGCCCACCGCAGGGAGCUGCGGGCUGGGACUACAUUACCCCGCGUGCUCGGUGCGCAGGGGCCGGAAGCCAGGAGCUGUUGGCGGUGAGGAGAAGCCGCGGCCCCGGCAGGACGGAUCACCGGCGGCGGCGGCGCACGUGUCUGCAGAGUUUGUCCUUGUUAACCUGGUACCAUGUCGGAGUCACUGGCUGCAAGGUUCAGAGUGUUCACUCUCAAUUGCUGGGGAAUCCGCUACGUCAGCAAGCACUGCAGGGAGCGCUAUGAAAUGAUUGUCCAGUUAUUGAGUCAGGAGAAGUAUGAUGUGGUCCUCCUGCAGGAGGUAUGGAGUGAGCAGGACUAUCACUUCUUGAGAAACAAGUUGACAAGUGCCCAGCCGUAUUCAGUGUACUUCAGGAGCGGGGCCAUAGGAAGCGGACUGUGUGUCUUCUCCAGAUACAGAAUAACCGACUCUUUCCUCUACCGCUACUCCUUGAAUGGCUAUCCUUACAAGUUGCACCAUGGCGACUGGUUUGGUGGGAAAUCUGUUGGCCUGGUCAUUCUGAAGGUCCAAGGCAUCAUCGUCCAUGUUUAUGUGACUCAUCUUCACGCAGAGUAUUGCAGGGAAAAGGAUGACUAUCUCCCCCACCGUUUGCUACAGGCUUGGGAGCUGGGGCAGUUCAUACGCCAUACAGGCAAAACAGCUGAUGUCACAAUUUUGGGUGGAGAUUUGAACAUGCAUCCCAGUGACCUGGGGAACCGCCUGUUACAGUGCUAUACAGGGAUGAUGGACUCAUUUGUAGAGACCGAAAAGUUUGAGGGCUCUGAAGGAGGAUGCACCCUGCAGUCUCAGAACUGCUUUGCCACAGUCGGUGAUUCUGCUUCGUUCCCCUUGGGCAUUCGCAUUGACUACAUCCUCUAUAAGGGAUCAAAGGGAUUCCCUGUGAAGUGUGAGCACCUGAUGACCACAAGUGGUACAGCUCCUGGGAAAAACAUUCCGUAUUCAGACCAUGAAGCUGUAUGCGCCACACUGAGUGUCCAGAAAGACAGGGAUGCUGUUACUGGGAUGAAACGUGAAGAAGAGACGAAUCCACAGCUGGUGGACAUACUAAAUGAAGCUCGGGCAGAAGUGAAGAUUGGCAUUCACGGGGCGGAGAAGGUGCGCUACUCUUCUGGCAGGAUGGCAAUCCUGGGAUUUGUCUUGCUGCUGCUUGAAGUCAUCAUGGCAAUCAUACCCCUUGUCGCCACCAUGGCAGAGAACUCAUUCCCUAAGGUCUCCUUCUAUAUUCUGGGGAUGGUGGCAUUUGCUGUGACAUUGCUUGCCGGAAUCCUGUACGUAUUUCAUACAAUUGAAGUGAAAAUGUUGCAAGGAACAGAGGACCAAAUGAGGAAUACCAUUCAAGCUCUGCAAGAGCAAUUAGGCGAGUAAUGCCCGGUGGGCAUGGUUCAGACCACACUGAAUUUUAGCCAGAGACUAAUCAGAUCUGACGUGCAUAAUCUGUAGUGAAUGCAGUUCUGAAUGAUGUUGCGUGAUAUCAGUCCUGCAUGUUAGCCAUGAGACUUCAUAUUGUCAAAUACACUCCAGGCAGCUGUACUGUACCAUGGAUGUCAGAGGUUGGUUAAAGUUGUGCGCUUCAUCAUAUUUGAAGUGUGAUGUUUACUGCGCACAUUUCCUUCUGUACUAGCCUCAUGAUCGCAUACUUACCUUUUACCUUCUCUAGUUUUACUUAACGUUGUCUGGCUAAUCUUGGAAACUCUUCAGUCUAGAUGUCAGCUUUGCCCGACUUGUGGCUGGCGGCUAGGAUCAGUCUGUAGCAGGAAGGUUUGGAGCUCCGGUGGGAAAAUCCCCCUUCCUCCAGACAACCCUCUGCUCCCUGAAACCAUGCUCUGAGAAAAUUCCCUCUGCAGAGCAGUGAGACGUGUCAUCAACCCUUUGAAAAUGAGUUCAGAUCCCACCAUGGCAUUUUGAGAAUUUAAAUGGUUGAGAUAUAACAAGAAAUGUGCUGAUGUGAGUAUAACCACAAAGUUGCUGGAUUGUUUGGAGUGCAUUCUGUAAGGAAAGAAACCCAAGACAGCUUUAUCCAGACAGGCCUGGAUGCGAGUCCAUUGGCUGAGUGAUAUGUUUGACUCUAUGGAUGGCUGAAGUUGUCUAGUAACCCACCCAGUUGUACGAAACAAUCACAAAGAAAUGGAGUACUUGCCAUCAUUUCGGGGAACUGGGGAUGGGAAAUAAAUGGUGCCUUUGCCAGAGAUGUCCACAUCCUGAGGAAAACGAUUAGCUUGUUCAAGUGUUACACGGCUAGAUGUGAGAAGUUGCAUUCUGACUGAAACAAUAAUAGCGAAACGUGACUUCCUGUGUUGAAAUAAAUAUCAUGAGGGGGGAGUCACAGCAUUUAUUGUAUCGUUGCCGAGGACAGAAGGAGCUAUAUACAAGGGGUUUCUAUGUGCAGUGCAAGGGGUCUUCUCUGGCAGUGUUCCAAUUGGAUGAAAAUUACUUUCCAGAGUAAAGUGAAGGAGGUUGAGUGCAUUUAAGGACCGAAAGCAGCUUGGAUAAAGAUCUGUUGAUCUUGCUUCCUCCAAUGGACCAUAUAUAAUUUGUCAAAAUCUUGGCCUAUCCACACUUCAUUUAAUCUCCAGUGGCCAGUAAAUAACUUCAAAUCUUCAAAAUGACUAAACCUGAAAUAUCUGAUCCAAAAUGUAACUGGUGGAAAUUGACAAGAUUUCACUGUAAUAUCACAGCCACGACCAUCAUAACUUUCAAGACAGUUUCAUUAGAAUUGGAUUUGUUGAGGGCUGGUCUUGGUCUCCAGUCAUCCUUAAUCAGGUGUUUUCACAUCCUUUUUUUAAAAUGUGAUCACUGGUUUAGAGUUGACUGAUUUUCUUUGGCACCUGUUCCAUAUGUCAUCUAAUGAGACAGGGAAGCAAAUCUGCUUCUUACUUGAGCCUUCGCAGAUCUGUAUUGUCCAAUUCUGAGCUUGUGCUUUUCAAUUAAACACACCAUUUAUUUUCAUUUAAUGUACAAUUUCCAGGCUCUUAAAGAUCUGAAAUAUCUAUGAUCCUGUCACAGAUAUUUUGGAUGUGGGAUGAUCAAAUCUUCACCUAUCUGAAAUAUUGCCAAAUGUGACUUUGCAUGUAGAAAUAGAUCAAUAGAAGUUGUUACACAGAAACAGGUUUUUCAACCUUUCUCAUUAGAUUAUCUGAGCACAGUUAAACAGGGCAAGAGGAUAGCUUUUUUGGAGUCAGUCCACUCACUUAAAUAAUUAAAGAAGGAAUUUGUUGAGGUGUUUAUGAUAAUAGUGAAGUUGGUAAGGUAGAUGGUGAGAACGUGGUUCCAUUGGUGCCUGAGUUCAGGACAAAAAGACAUUGUUAAAACUGGUGUGAGGCUUACUUAGAGUUAUGUCAGAAAGCAUGUCUGCAAUAGAAGCAUGGAAAUGAAACUUCUUUCUUUCUUUCCCCCACACACCCCCUACGUGAGCUGAAAAUUGCAAAACUGAAUUUGGUAAUUUUUUGUUCAGUAAAACUAUUAAGAAAUAGAAACAAGAUGGUUCAAUACAAUUAAGGUGCAAAUCAGGAUUACCUAUUUAAAUGGCCAGAUCAGUUUUCUAGAACUGAAUGACUAAUCCUGUCCUCACAACCUCUUUCAAGUGAUAAGAUGGCUUGACGUAAUGUUCCCGUUUCUAAAAAUGCUCAUUUUAUAACGUGUAGUGCAGUUUGUUUGAAAAAAAUUUCAGCAGCUUGGCAUCAGUAUCAGUAACUUAUCCAUUAAUUGGCCAAACCAAUGUGUGAGCCAUCGUAAAACCAGCUUUGUGUUUGACAUUCUUAUUAAAACUUUGAGUGCAUUGAAUUAAAGCAGAGUAUUCAUUCAACGCACUCAAAGUUUUAAUGGAAAUUAAGAAUAUGUACAAGGUUUAAAUGGAAUAGUUUAUUUGGACAUAUGAAUUUUGCAUAUUGCUCCUACCAUUGGGAAUCACCAACUGUUGUGUUUUCCAACUGGACAGCGGGGAAAUAAUCACAGUACAGGCUAGUUGAUAACCUCGCACUUUCCCAGUGGAACAGCACUAUUGUGGGAAAGAUUGAAAAGAAAAACUGAUGGAAGUUUCUGCUUAGUUGGGAUCUUGGUCUUAAAUGUUUGGUUCAUCAACAGAAAACAUUCAGUUUGAACCAUAGAGUGGACAUAUGGAUCACUAUUAUAAAAGUCCAUAAAAAAAAUUAUCCAGGUUUGGUUCUUGGUUGGACUGAGGAUUUGGAGGAGAUCCCUUUGCAACCUUGGGACAUUAGCAAGCACUUUACAACUGUUGAGAUGCUAUUUGAAGUGCAGCCACAGUUGUGAUGUGGGGAUGAGCUGAGACUUACUCCGAACUUCAUGUGACCAUUCUAAGAUCACAGUGAAAGUAUACUUGGUGACACUCAAAAUGUGUGAUUCAGUUUGAGUUAUUGCCCAGGCUUGGUCUUAAGAGCCAUUGUAUUGCAGCCAAGGAGGGGUGCAGGAACCUGAUAGAGGUGUACAAAAUAAUGAGAGGCAUAGAAAGAGUUUUCCUCAUAAUGGAGAUGGCCAAAACCAGAGAGCAUAGGUUUAAGGUAAGGAUUAUAGGCAAUCUGAGGGGGAAAAAAAAUUCACCCAGAGGGUGUUUGCUAUCUGGAACACACUGUUUGAGAAGGUAGUGGAGGCAGGUACUCUCUCAAUGUUUAACAAGUAUCUGAAUGAGCACUUGAAUCGCCAGGCAAUGAAAGCUUUAGGCGGGGUACUGGUGAAUGGGAUUAGUAUAGAUGUGUGCUUGAUGGUUGGUAUGGAAAUGGUGGGCCAAAGGGCCUGUUUCUGUGCUGUAGGAUUCUGACUCUAAUUGUGGUAACGCACUGGGUUAAUCAUUCUGGGCCAUAUUUUGACUUGGCUUUCUUUUUCUGGAUGUGGUCAGUGUGCAAUCUCUCUCCAUUUAGAUAAUAUGCUUUUUGUUUUACACAGUUUCACAAUUUCCCCCAUUAUAUUCCAUUGGCCUGAUCUUUGUUCAUUCACUGAAAGUACUUAUAUCCCUUUGUAGCCUCCCUGUGUCACUUACAUCAUUCACUUCCCUAUCUUUGUGAUGAGAAAGUUUAGGAACCAUAUAGUCAGUACCUUCAUCCAAGUCAUAGUUUAAAAAUUUGAGGCCUUCUGGUGCCAAACAGAUUGUUGCUGUUUGUUUCCUGUUAGCCAUCUAAUCUUAUAUCCACACCAAUAUGUUAGCUCCUACACCAUGAGUAUUCACUAUAAUAAUGUAGAAAGGGAAAAGGCACCAUCAAAGUACAACUAUUGAUGAACCUUAACAAAAAGGAGAAAAUUUGCAGAUGCUCAGACCACUGAUAGAUCAGGAAUAUUUUAAAUCGUGUACUAGUAUCUAUAAUUUCACAGCCAACGACAAUGAAAGAUACGUGAGAAAGAGAGACUGCAAAGAACUGCUUACUGAACAGAAAGCAACUUGUCUCUGGUCUACCAAGAGCCCUUUGGUUAUCUUGUAGAUUAUGACCUAACACUGGGUGCCACUCAUAGUACCUUGAUUAUCAAGUGCACGCCCCAUGAUACCAGGGUUACUUACUCUGGUGCAUGUUUCCUGUUGAUUUAAUCGAAUGAUUUACUGCUUUUAAAUGCCACACCUCUACAUUUGGGCUUUGGUUGCCUUAUACUGCCGUAUUUGCAGCACAAGUCUUUCCCACACCCAGCUGCAAGGGAGCAGAUGCCUAGCACUUCAUCCCUGGCCAGUAAUGCUAAGUGUGCUCUAUAUUAGUAUUAACAUGUUGUAUGAGAUCCCAUCCCUGAAUUCAUUCCAUCAACUUCAAUGGAAUAAACUACAAAGGCAGAAUAUAUCACACUGCUAUACGUUUAUAGCUUGUUCUGUACUGUUGACUGGGUAUGAUUUUCAGGGCAAACAUCUGGCUUGUGAUACCUUGCUGUGUGCGAGUCCUGGGUUGUAAGGUUUUGUACAUUACAACUGUCUUCACUUCAAAAGUGCUUCAUUGUUUGUAAAGAGCUUAGGACAGUCUGAGGUUGCAAAAGGUGCUGCCUAACUUUGAGAAUGCAGCUAUGAAAGUGAGAGAGCUCUAUGCAGACUUGACAAUGUUCGGCAAGUUUUGGCUUCUUUUUAUGCACUAUUCGCCUUUGCUCUGGAGCAGCCUUGAAGUGUUGGAAACCCACAUGCACUAUCUAGUUGAGGGCUCUCUUCUCUUAUGUUAUGCCAUAAGCAUUCGCCAUAUUGCAGUGUACAAUGCUUCAACAAAUGGUAAUCAAUUUUAAUUGUCACUUGUGUAUGUAUAGAACAAUUAUGUAAUUGUACUGAAUAAUACAUUGUGGGUCUAUAAUUUUACUUCGUUGAAGAUGAUAGACUUUACAUUGGAUUGUGUGACCAGUUCUACAUAAGACUACUUGAAUGGUGGGAGAAGUGUUAUUUGCAGUAUAUGUACUUUUUUUUAAUCUAAGGUGUGAAAUUAUGACUACGUAAAACAGUUGUUGAAAAUGUUAACAGGUAUUAUGGAUUGUGCUUCUCACAAAUCAGGAUCUGAAAAAAUGAUGUCCAAGAACUAAAACAUGAGCACUGAAGCAGAUUUCUGCAAUUAGUGUUUGCCCAACACAAAUCAUGCUAAGAAAACAGGAUUAAAAUCAUGCAAGAUUGUAAACUGGCCUGACUUCCUCUCGGCCCCAAACCAUCAGAUUGGCAUGGGCGUUAUCUGCCAUGUAUUCCUGUGACCCUUUCCUCCCGCACGUUUUUAUAUUGCUAGAGAAUCAUGUUAAUGUUCCAUAAUUGCUCCUUGGGGGAGAGGGUCAUGUUCUCUGCUCUUCAUGUUGAGGGCUGUUGAUGCAGGUGAAUUUGUAAUUUUUGUUUUGGCACAUAAAAUAGACCAAGUUCAGGUAAAGGACUACGUAUUGUAGAGUAAUACCUUAUUCUCCCUAUGACUGCAUGGAUUUCAUCCGGGUGCUCUAGUUUCCUCUCGCAUUUUAAAGACGCACAGGUUAGUAGGUUAAUUGGCCAAUGUAAAUUGCCCUUAAUGUGUAAGGAACUGGUUGAAUCUGGGAGAGUUGACGGGAAUGAGAAGAGAUAAAAUGGGAUUAGUGCAAAUUGGUGCCUGAUGGUUAGCAUGGCCUCAGUGGGCCGAAGAGCCUGUUUUCAUGCUGUCUCGCUCCAUGACCCUAAUACUCUCUAUAGUUUACCCCACUAAUGUACUUCAACCUUGAACAUUCCCAACUGCAGCUUAAAUACACAUCCAUUUUCCAACAAUGAAUAUCUCUGGACUGUUGGAACGAGAUUGAUACUAAACAAUCGGUCACAAUUUUAACAAUGGAUCCAUUUUAAUUGGGAACUGGUUGAGUCUGACCAAAACUUUCUUGUGUUGGGCAAUUACCCUCAACAAAGGAAACCUUCCUUCCAUCAGGUUAGGCAUUCAUUGAACUUUGCUGUGUGUUUUGUAGGAUUAAAAGGGAAGAACAAAGUCCUUAUUUUACACUGAAGAGUUGGCUGAUAACUUUCCUAAAGGGAACUCUCAUCUCUUUAAUUGCACUGUAUGCUGUAUUAUUAAACUCACAAGGAAACCUUGUUCAUGAUUAAAUACUCUUUUCAAUUUAGCUAUAAUCCAUAAAUUCCUGUAUGCUGCACUGUAACCUGAAAUUAAGAAACUGUUUCACUCGUGUUAUGUAAUCCUAGUUCUUAGAUGCUUAUUAAUCUCAGGAACACUAUUGUUUUAAAAAAUGAAUCAUUCCUUCACAUCUUUUUGAUUUGCAGUAAUAAAUUUGUUCUGCAGCCUGCAAGGACAUAAUAAAGCUUUAA
Messenger RNA from Pristis pectinata (smalltooth sawfish), 7842 nucleotides. RefSeq names its product sphingomyelin phosphodiesterase 2b (gene smpd2b). Gene Ontology annotation, molecular function: sphingomyelin phosphodiesterase activity. Gene Ontology annotation, cellular component: cytoplasm. The coding region runs from base 252 to 1484 and encodes 410 amino acids. NCBI's taxonomy places the organism in Eukaryota, Metazoa, Chordata, Chondrichthyes, Rhinopristiformes, Pristidae. The transcript is spliced from 11 exons. The record is from RefSeq and is a predicted model, not a curated record.